UUUCAAAUAGGUUCCGACAUUUUUCGAGUCUUAGAACUAUUAUCAGAUUAUAGUAAAAACAAAUGGCUAUGCAAGCCAUUCGAAUAGCACUCGUGCAGAUGGCCGUUGGCUCGAACAAACUAGAAAAUGUGAAGAAAGCCUGCAGUCUCAUUAAAAAAGCAGCUGAUGACGGUGCAAAAUUGAUCAGCUUACCAGAAUGUUUCAACUGCCCAUACGGAACGAAAUUUUUCCCAGAAUAUGCCGAAAAUAUUCCCGGACCUUCCACUGGUUCUUUAGCAAAUUCUGCCAAAGAGAAUAAAAUUUAUCUCAUCGGUGGUUCGAUUCCAGAAAAGGAUGGUGAUGGAAAGUUGUAUAAUACCUGUACAGUUUGGAACCCUGAUGGCGAAAUGAUUGCGAAAUAUCGAAAAAUGCAUCUUUUUGAUAUCGAUAUUCCAGGGAAAAUAACUUUUAAAGAAUCGGAAGUUUUAAGUCCUGGAAAUGAUUUUGCUACGUUCGAUGCAUUUUCUAUCAAAAUUGGACUGGGAAUAUGCUACGACAUUAGAUUUGCCGAAAUCGGGCAGGUGUAUCAUAAAUUAGGAUGCCAACUGCUGUUUUAUCCUGGCGCUUUCAACAUGACUACUGGUCCAAUACAUUGGAAAUUAUUGCAACAGGCUCGUGCAGUUGACAAUCAGUUAUAUGUGGCGAGUAUAUCUCCUGCAAGAGAUGAGAACGCAUCAUAUGUUGCAUAUGGCCAUUCGAUGAUAAUCGGACCUUGGGGUGAUUGUGUUGCAAGCGCAGAGGCAGAAGAACAGAUAGUAUAUGCAGAUCUGGAUUUUACAAAAGUUAGUGAAGUACGAAAAAAUAUCCCAACUUCACUGCAAAAAAGGUUUGAUGUGUAUAAAUCUUCAGAAAAGACCACUUAGAGAUGGUCCGUGGAAAAUCUGUAUAUAAUUAAUUGCAUUUCUAGCUUGUAUCUUAGUUUUUGUGCGUGUGAACUUGCCUUUUAUUUACAAUAUACUGCAAUAAUAAUAUCAAAUGUUUGGGUUAAUUUUUGAAACUGUGAUAUAGUAUCCUAAUUUGUUAACUCAUGAAAUCAAAGUGUCAUAUUUAUUUACAACUUUCAUAUUAGGCAUUAUACAUGUUUAAAAGAAUAUUAUGUGUUAAUUAUAAUAAAAUAGAUGUUUCGUACAUGUCCCUAUGCGAGCAUUCACUGAUGACGAUAUUCAAGAAUCUACAAUUUUUGAAAUGACCGGAAUCUUUCCGGUUGGUAUUGGAUUUGAACCCGGUAUGUGUAACCUAUGAUGUCAGCAUAGUUAAUUAAUAAGUCUAACAUUUAGGUAAUGUUUUAGGAUGGUAACAUGACUUGUCUCUGGUUUUCUUCUUUAAACAGAAGCAUACCAACAAUUAUCUUGUCAAAUUAUUAAACUGUGACAUAAUUUAUAAAAAUUUGACAAAUCUAUGAUUUUGGUACACAGGAAACCAAUUUAAUACUGAUAAAUAAAUGUUCUAGUUUCACUUUCAAUUACUUUUGUUUAAUAAAGUUUCUACAGAAUUUUCACUAAUCAGUCAUAUGUUAAGUUUAAGAUUUUAUUUUUUAUUUAAUGGUAUUAUAUUCUUAGGUGACUAGUGUUUUUGAAUUAUGUUCCAUUAAGAAAAUGUGUUGUGAAUUUUGACUUGGUGACAAAUAACAAAUAAAGGUGUUUAGUUUCCCUAAAUUAGAACUAAUCAAAUAUAUUUUAUUUAAAUUAG
Molecule: messenger RNA, 1728 nt
Organism: Styela clava
Lineage: Eukaryota; Metazoa; Chordata; Ascidiacea; Stolidobranchia; Styelidae
Product: omega-amidase NIT2-like
Biological process (GO): oxaloacetate metabolic process; L-glutamine metabolic process
Cellular component (GO): mitochondrion
Molecular function (GO): omega-amidase activity
Source: RefSeq, a predicted model, not a curated record